Drosophila montana is the source of this 2948-nucleotide messenger RNA. RefSeq names its product Dynein axonemal assembly factor 5 (gene Dnaaf5). Gene Ontology annotation, molecular function: dynein intermediate chain binding. Bases 200 to 2728 code for a protein of 842 amino acids. NCBI's taxonomy places the organism in Eukaryota, Metazoa, Arthropoda, Insecta, Diptera, Drosophilidae. Gene Ontology annotation, cellular component: cytoplasm. The transcript has 2 exons. The record is from RefSeq and is a predicted model, not a curated record. Gene Ontology annotation, biological process: outer dynein arm assembly; inner dynein arm assembly; cilium movement.
AAAAAAAAAGCAAAAACAAAAGACAAGAAAAAUAAAAUAAUCAAGCUGCCCACAAGGAAAAACAUUUAAUUGGAUUUCAGUUUCGCCUUGGCUUUUCGGAUACAAUUAACCGUUUGGCGCUGAGCGCGCACAACUCAAGUGAAAAUCCAGCUGGCAAUAACUCAAGAAACGGUACGAAAAAAAUCUCGAAAUACACGAAAUGAGCUUCGAUUUGGACACAAAGUUGAUUUGCGCCGACCUGGAGAGCAGCGAUCAUCGCAAGCGUGGCGCCACGCUAUUAAAACUGCGAGAGCUAUGCGAGCAGGCGCCAAAAACCGUUAGCACCGACGCUGUGGCAGCUGAUUUUGAUGAACUGUAUCUGCAUCUGCUCAAAUGCUACGGAGAUCGGUUUGAAAGCGUGCGAGAUCGCGCCGUUUUGGCCGUAACCGCAUUUCUGGAGCGUCUGCCGCCCCUGGACUUUCACCUGCUGAACGUGGUGUCGACGCUGGCCGAGCGCAUGGGUCAGACGGAGACGGUGGAGCCCAGCGAGGAGAUACGUUUGCUCUACAUUGAGCAGCUGCAUCUUAUGCUGCGCAAAUAUGCGCUCAUGGGCAAUGUGGGCGUCUUUCGUGAGUGCUAUCCACAGGUGGUCAAGGUGUUGAUUAAGUCUAUUAAGGAUGCGUAUGCGGCUGUGCAGCGGGAAGGCUGUGCCACCCUGGUGCAGUUGGCUCGCGUGGCCGACACCACGGAAAUACGUCCAUACACAGAGUCGCUAGCUGUGGCCCUAUACGGAAUGCUGAAUCACAGACAUUCGGCGGCCCGCAUUUCGGCUGUAGAGGCCAUCGGUCGGGUGAGUCUACACUUGGACGCCAGCGGGGAGGGCAUGCGCAGGCUGCUUGCAGAGGUCUCUCCGCUGCUGAUGGACUCGAUGCCGUUGGUGCGUCGUGAAUGUGGUCAAAUGGGCGUUUUGAUGCUGCUUGAGCUUCCGGAUCGCUACUCUUAUUUUGAGCGUAUUCUACCGCUGGUGCUAUGCUGCCUUAAGGACGACUCGCCAGAAGUCUUGUCGCACAUACGCCCGCUCUGGGAGCAGUGUGGUAGGCAGUACUACGAUGAGAAUGAGGCGGAGCUUUCACAACAGGAGAUAUGUGAUCUGCCCGUGGAGAACUAUCCGGCUGGUGUGCAACGUCCAACAAUUGGCUGUCGGGGCUUGGUACAGCGGUCACUGCGUCUGCUGCAGCUCAUCACGCGUGAGACCAGCGACUGGAAGGACAACGUGCGCCUGCACUCGCUGAAGCUGCUUUAUCAGUUCAUCCUGCACGCCGAGUCGGCAAUGACUGCCAAGUUCUUUGAGAUCUAUCCGGAUGUCUCGCACGCCUGCUGCGACAGUGAGCCCGAUGUCGCAGCAGAAGCUAAAAAGGUGGCAGAUCUGAUGGGACGCCUGCUGUGCUACGCUGCAUGGAUCAAUCAUGGCUUCGAUGGUCUGGAACGAAAUGCUCGUGAAUCUUUUCUCAAAUGUUUCUACUACAUGUUUACUGCGUCCUUGGGCGGUACCUAUGAGCAUUUGCAGCGUCUAUGCAAGCUAUUGAAAUGUUCGGAUUACUCCCAUACUCUAAAGCCGGGUUUUCAAUUGUACAUACUUAAAACGCUGGAGACCGUGUUGGACAAGUCCACUAAAGUUAUGGCCUCAAUGGAGGAGCUAAAGGAACUGUAUGAGCAUGUUUACGUUACAGCAAUGAAAGUAAUGGCAUUGUCCUACUCCCUUUACAACGAGGACACCGAGGACGUCAAGCGGGGUCAAGUGAUUUUAAAACGUCUUGUGCAGCUGGAGGAGACCACACUGGCUGAGCUGCACGAACGUUGGUUCGCUCUUGUACUCCUUGAUGUGGAGAAUUUAGACGCUGCGCUGGACGACAAUGCAGAACCUGUCCUGCUGCUGUACGGCCUCAUCCAUCUGGCCCAAAUCCGUUCCACCUAUCUGCCGCAGCUCAUCGAGAAGAUAAAAAUCGUUUUUGAACAUUGCUGCGACACGGCCCAGGUGCGCAUCUUCAGCAUCCUCUCGAUAGCAGCACUGUCCUGGUCAGCAACAGUUCGCGUGGAACGGGAGCAGAGUUCACAGCUGUUGAGCAACUUUGCCAGUGAAAUUGUGGAGCCCCAUUUAAUCUGGAAAGCUGGCGCCCACGGCGAGGCCAUGCGCUCCAUGGCCAUGGCCACGUUGUGUGCCUUGGCACAGGGCGCUAAGGACGAGGCGCGCGAGGUGCUGCCCGCAUUAGCCAAACACAUGCCGAGCCUUCUAGAGGAUCGCAAUGUGACCACGCGUCAUUAUGCCAUUAAAGCCAUGUGCUACUUCCAGGGAAUGUCGGUGGAGGCGCUCAAGCCGCUGGCCUAUGCAACCAUGCAGCGCAUGGAUGAUCCUUCGGCGGGCAUUCGCAUUAUAGCUGCGACAGCGGUAGGCAAGCUACGUCCUGUAUUCAAGACCGAAGGAGAGAAAGAGGAGCUGGAACACGAGCGCGAGCUGUGGGAAGCGUUUGUCAUGCGUGCCAUGGACAUUUUGCUGCUGUACCAUGAGAGUCCCGAGAAGGAUAUGCAAGCUGCUGCACAAAAAUCGCUUAUCGAGCUGGCCAAAUUACACCCUACAUCCUGGGAGGAUCGUUAUCAACGAGCAUUAGGCUUGGCACGACGCAAGGACGAGCUGGUCGAUCUCUACGCCAAGAUGAAAAUCGAGGAUGAGGCGAAGAAGGAAGCCGACUAAAGACACCCAUUUCUAUUUUUGGCUAAUUUAAAUUAGUUUUUAGUGUUUUGCUAAUAUUCUCUAGAAUUCAGAUUUUCGGCCUGUUAUUUCGUUCCCAUUUGCCCGUUUACGUUAAUUGCCUGAUCUGUCGAAUUCUGAGUAGCAAAUUAUUGUAAACACACUCGCAAAAUGUGCACUUGCGACUGAUGGAAUUGCAUUAAAGCAUUUACAAAUUACAAAA